Molecule: messenger RNA, 1144 nt
Organism: Capsicum annuum
Lineage: Eukaryota; Viridiplantae; Streptophyta; Magnoliopsida; Solanales; Solanaceae
Product: putative protein TPRXL
Exons: 3
Coding region: 180-1004 (274 amino acids)
Source: RefSeq, a predicted model, not a curated record
CUGACGUGUCAUAGUUUCAACCUAUGGCGAAAAAAUUCAUUUCAUAUAAUCACCUUUUUGGAUACAUUAAGCCGUUAAGUUUUGGUAUUAGUGUCGCUUAAUUAAUCUGGUUUUCCACCUUUUCACUCACACAUUGAACUCCACAAAAGGUGUAUUUGAUUUUCCGAUUUUGGGACAUUAUGGGGUCGGAGAGGGGUUCAUCGCCGUCGUCUAGUCCGGCGAUCGGAGCAUCAACAUCAUCGUCAGCUACAUCGUCCCCAAGUGGGAGUGGUAAGAGAAAUAGAGAACCAGAAGACGAAGUUUAUCUCGAUAAUCUCCACUCUCACAAACGAUAUCUUAGUGAGAUAAUGGCAUCAAGUUUAAAUGGAUUGACAGUGGGAGACGCCCUACCAGAUAAUAUAGUGGAUUCUCCAUCAAGAUCCGAAACCAUGCUCUAUAUUAGGGACGAGAUGUCCUUUCAAUAUUCCCCAAUGUCAGAAGAUUCAGAUGAUUCUAGAUGCUAUGAGCCUUUGACAAAUACCAGCUCCCCCCAACCUGAGAGUAGACCAACUAGUCCAGUCUCACCCUACCGAUAUCACAGACCAGUGAAUGGGUUCUCAUCAGGCCCUCCCUCCACGUCAUGCCCAUCACAUUCCUGCUACCUCCCUCCUGCUACAUCUCCACAACCUCGUCAACGAGGUUCUGAUUCUGAGGGUCGAUUUCCAUCAUCACCAAGUGACAUAUGCCAUUCUGCUGACUUAAGGAGAGCUGCACUUUUGCGGUCUGUUCAAAUGAGGACCCAACCUCCCGGACCAUCAUCAUUUGAAUUGCAUUUUACUCCAGGGCAGGAGCCUAGUCAUAUGGAGACCGAGGACCGACCUUGUUCCUACAUGAAAUCUUUAGUUGAUGAGAGGGAAUAUAAGGUUGACCAGUGCUCCUCAAUGAGUGUAUCAGCACCUGAAACUGGGGAAAGUGCCUGUAGAAUUUUGAAUAUGGAACCAAAAGGAGAUGAAUCUGUAGAUUAAAAACAAUACUUAAACCUGACCUAAUGAGGACUUCUAGCAAGACAGUUGUGCACAACUAGAGCUUUCAGAGAAUUGACUUGUAUGCUCAAAAUUAACAACUUCAGAAGAUAGUCCUGUUCUAUGACCCUCUGUUAACACAA